This is a messenger RNA of Echinococcus granulosus, 1098 nucleotides long. RefSeq names its product Peptidyl-prolyl cis-trans isomerase-like protein. The transcript is spliced from 3 exons. Bases 1 to 1098 code for a protein of 365 amino acids. Gene Ontology annotation, molecular function: RNA binding; peptidyl-prolyl cis-trans isomerase activity. Gene Ontology annotation, biological process: protein peptidyl-prolyl isomerization. Gene Ontology annotation, cellular component: nucleus. NCBI's taxonomy places the organism in Eukaryota, Metazoa, Platyhelminthes, Cestoda, Cyclophyllidea, Taeniidae. The record is from RefSeq and is a predicted model, not a curated record.
AUGUCGGUUCUGUUGGAGACGUCCCUGGGAAAUGUUGUGGUUGAUUUGUAUACCGAAGAACGGCCUAGAUGCUCGCUUAACUUUCUCAAAUUGUGCAAAGUUAACUACUACAAUGGAUGCUUGUUUCACAGUGUUCAGCGAAACUUGGUUGCUCAGACGGGAGACCCCUCAGGCACCGGCCGUGGUGGUAGCUCCAUUUUUGAACAGCUUUAUGGAGAACAAGCUCGAUUUUUCGAGUGUGAAGUUUUACCCAAAAUAUACCACAAAAAACGCGGCUUAGUUUCCAUGGUCAAUAACGGCAACGGUCAACAUGGGUCACAAUUCUUUAUCACCCUCGCUGAUGAUCUAGAUUAUCUCAACAACAAACACAGCGUCUUUGGCAUUGUAGCAGAAGGUGAGGAUUUUCUGUCGAAAAUCAACGAUGCUUAUUGUGACAAGGAGUCGCGUCCCUAUCGCAAUAUUCGCAUUCAUCGAGCAAUCAUUCUGGACGAUCCAUUCACAGAUCCGGAUGGUCUUGAGGUUCCCUCCUCUUCUCCAAGACUCUUUAGAUCCUACGAGGACCCAGACAGCACGGCUCCUCCGCGGAUUGAAGAAGAUGAAGAUCUAGAUGGUGAAGCGGAUGGAAGAGAGUUGACAGAAGCUGAGCGAGUAGAACGUGAGGCGAUGAAGGAAGCACGCACAAACGCCCAGCUACUGACCCUUCUCGGUGACCUACCUGACGUGGACGCCAAACCUCCCGAAAAUGUGCUCUUCGUGUGUCGUCUCAAUCCCGUCACUCGGGGCGAAGACUUGGAAAUCAUUUUUAGUCGCUUUGGUGAAAUUCUCUCCUCGGAGGUGAUCUAUGACCGACGAUCAGGCAAUUCACUGCAGUACGCCUUCAUUGAAUUCGCUCGGAAGGAGGACUGCGAGGAGGCCUUCUUCAAAAUGGAUAACGUUGUUAUUGACGACCGACGUAUCCACGUCGAUUUCAGCCAAUCAGUGGCAAAGGAGUGGUUUCGAUACCGACGGGAGAAGCGGGAAAACGCAUUACCACUACCACCUCCUCAAACGACGACGACGACGACACAUCUCACCACUACCACCACCAAGGUUUCGUGA